CACAUUCCAUACGUAUUCCUGGUGGAGCCAGCGAUUCCGGUAAUCAGAACUGUAUCCGAGCGGGCAUGGCUAUAAAAGGAUCAAAAGGGCCACUUGUGCCCUUGAGGUCCGCAUGUUCCUAUUAUUCUUUCGCAUUAAUCCAUCCCUCAUCAUGAGAACGUUAAACCUCUUCCUGCCAUCGUUGGCACUGGGUUCUGCAAUUUCUACUAGACAAGAUUCUUUUCAGACCAAAUGUGCCAAGUUCGCAGACAAGAUCAAUCUCCCCAAUGUGCGAGUGAACAUCGUGGAAUAUGUUGCUGGGGGGACCAACGUCUCCCUGCCCGACAACCCCGCCACGUGUGAUGCGACCUACCAGUCCGUUUCUACCGACUUCUGUCGAGUCGCCAUGGCAGUAGCCACCUCAAACAGCAGUGAAAUCACAUUGGAGGCAUGGUUGCCUCGAAACUAUACUGGCCGGUUUCUGAGCACCGGCAACGGAGGACUCAAUGGCUGUGUCGCGUACGAUGACAUGGCAUAUGCAUCUGGAUUCGGCUUUGCGACAGUCGGUGCCAAUAACGGACACAACGGCACGUCUGGCGAACCCUUCUAUAACCAUCCCGAGGUCGUUGAAGACUUUGCCUACCGAUCCGUGCAUACCGGAGUCGUGGUCGGCAAGCAGCUGACCAAGCUCUUCUACGAGCAAGGGUUCAAUAAGUCUUACUACCUGGGAUGCUCCACCGGCGGUCGUGAGGGCUUCAAGUCGGUGCAGCAGUUUCCCAAUGACUUUGACGGCGUGGUGGCCGGUGCUCCGGCCAUGAACUUCGUGGGCUUGACCUCCUGGAGUGGUCACUUCUACCCCAUCACUGGAUCCAACACCUCGGACACCUUCCUUUCGGCUGAUCUCUGGAGCGUCGUUCAUGACGAGAUCCUACGUCAAUGCGACGAUAUCGACGGCGCGCAUGAUGGAAUCAUCGAAGAUCCUGAUCUCUGCCACCCAGUCAUCGACACGAUCAUCUGCACACCCGGCUCCAACUCGACCAAUUGUCUCACCGGAGCCCAGGCAAACACGGUCCGCCAGAUCCUGUCUCCACUUUACGGGGUCAAUGGGACCCUUGUUUACCCCCGUAUGCAGCCCGGUUCAGAAGUGGGUGCGUCCGCGAUCUACUACGGCGGUUCGCCCUUCUCCUACAGCACCGACUGGUACCGCUAUGUGGUGUUCAGCAAUCCGGACUGGGACCCCGCCACCCUGAACAGUCAUGACAUCGCUGUUGCGCUCGCGCAGAACCCUUACAACAUUCAGACCUGGGAUGCAGACCUGAGCCCGUUCCGCAAGACCGGCGGCAAGGUCUUGACAUACCACGGGCUCAUGGAUCAGAUCAUCAGCUCGGAGGAUUCCAAAUUGUACUACUCGCGGGUGGCCGAGACGAUGAACCUGGCUCCGUCGGAGUUGGAUGAAUUCUAUCGCUUCUUUCAAAUUAGCGGGAUGGGCCACUGCGGGGGCGGUGAUGGCGCCUACGGCAUCGGGAACACGGCAGACACGUUCAACGGCGUCGCGCCGGAGAACAACGUGCUCAUGGCGAUGGUGCAGUGGGUGGAAAAGGGGAUUGCGCCGGAGUUUGUGCGGGGGGCCAAGUUUGUGGAUGGAGUGGGCAGUGAGGUGGAAUAUACCCGCAAGCACUGUCGCUGGCCUCGGCGGAACGUGUACAAGGGUCCCGGCAAUUACACGGACGAGAACGCAUGGCAGUGUGUCUAG
Messenger RNA from Aspergillus saccharolyticus JOP 1030-1, 1732 nucleotides. It is a transcript of the gene faeB-2, whose product is annotated as putative feruloyl esterase. The record is from RefSeq and is a predicted model, not a curated record. NCBI's taxonomy places the organism in Eukaryota, Fungi, Ascomycota, Eurotiomycetes, Eurotiales, Aspergillaceae. The transcript has 2 exons. Bases 113 to 1732 code for a protein of 539 amino acids.